Molecule: messenger RNA, 939 nt
Organism: Juglans regia (Persian walnut)
Lineage: Eukaryota; Viridiplantae; Streptophyta; Magnoliopsida; Fagales; Juglandaceae
Exons: 1
Coding region: 1-939 (312 amino acids)
Source: RefSeq, a predicted model, not a curated record
AUGUUCCUCAGCCAAGUGAAGUGUGCAAGAGAUAUUCUUAUCCGAAUUGAUCUCCAUGAUUCAAAGCCAAUUGCAACACCAAUGAUUGUCUCCAAUCAUUUGACUACUGAUGGUCCUCUCUUUCAUUCACCAACAACUUAUCGAUCCCUUGUUGGUGCACUGCAGUAUCUCACCAUUACUCGGCCGGAUAUCACACAUGCAGUAAAUUCAGUAAGUCAAUUCAUGCAUUCACCAAGAGAACAACAUUUUCAAGCCGUAAAAAGAAUUCUCAGAUAUGUUAAAGGCACUCUUCAUUUCGAACUCAACAUCAGUCCAUCAAGCAAUCUCAACAUCUCGGCUUUUUCAGAUGCCGAUUGGGCUGGUUGUCCAGAAACUAGUCGAUCAACAUCAGGAUAUGCAAUUUUUCUGGGUAACAAUUUAAUCUCAUGGACCUCCAAAAAGCAGUCCACAGUAUCUCGAUCUUCGGUGGAAUCUGAAUAUAGAGCAUUAGCACUCACUGCAGCUGAAGUUAAAUGGUUGUUAAACAUUCUUCAUGAUUUACAAAUUCAACCAACAGAACAUCCAACUUUACUUUGUGACAACACAAGUGCCAUUUUCAUGACUCGAAACCCAGUAGCUGAACGAAGGUCCAGGCAUAUUGAUAUUGAUAUUCACUUUGUUAGGGAAUUAGUCUGCAAUGGUAUAUUGAAGAUUAAACAUGUGCCAUCCACCUUACAAAUAGAAGACAUAUUCACCAAAAGUCCAUCAAAACCUCUGUUUCUGCUAUUCCGAUCUAAGCUUCGCGUGUUGCCAACCACGCUUGACUUGAGGGGGGAUGUUGGCGAUAACAGAGCAUUAUCCUCUGGAGAUAAUCAAGGCAGCAAUCAAACAGAAAAUCAAUCCAAGCAUCAAGGAGCAAUACAUGGCAAUAUAGACGUUGUACAAAUGUAUAGGAGUUGA